Molecule: messenger RNA, 417 nt
Organism: Perkinsus marinus ATCC 50983
Lineage: Eukaryota; Perkinsozoa; Perkinsida; Perkinsidae
Product: ethanolaminephosphotransferase, putative
Exons: 4
Coding region: 1-417 (138 amino acids)
Biological process (GO): phospholipid biosynthetic process
Cellular component (GO): membrane
Molecular function (GO): phosphotransferase activity, for other substituted phosphate groups
Source: RefSeq, a predicted model, not a curated record
AUGUUGGAUAACUUUAUGAAUCAGUAUUGGUGGAAUAAGGUCAUACUACUUGUGCCCAAGGAGAUAGCACCGAACAUGAUAACUCUAGUAGGAUUGGUAGCGAUGAUCCUAUCGUACUUCUCUAUAGCUUAUUACACACCGACCUUCACUGAGGAGUCACCAAAAUGGACCUAUCUAGCCAAUGCAUUUGGCCUAUUUUUUUAUCAAACGAUGGAUGCGAUAGACGGUAAACAGGCCCGACGGACAGGAAGUGCUGGACCUCUGGGUCAAUUAUUUGAUCACGGUUGUGACUCUAUCUCUACCACCUUCAUAUGUAUGAGUAUUAUGGCAAGUACUGCUCUAGGAAGCGGCCCUCAGGCCAUGGCGUUGCUCAUGUUCAUGAUAGUACCCUUUUUCUUGGCACAAUGGGAGGAGUAA